Molecule: messenger RNA, 1930 nt
Organism: Vitis vinifera (wine grape)
Lineage: Eukaryota; Viridiplantae; Streptophyta; Magnoliopsida; Vitales; Vitaceae
Product: lysine histidine transporter-like 8
Exons: 4
Coding region: 144-1691 (515 amino acids)
Cellular component (GO): plasma membrane
Source: RefSeq, a predicted model, not a curated record
GCUUCCAAAGCCAUCGCCUCCAAAAACACCUCUCUAUAUGUACCUCACCGAUCUACACCAUCUCCUCCAAAAAUCUCUUACCAUAAAGACUAUCCAGCAAUUGUUCUAUUCUAGUACACUAGACAGCUAGGUGUGUUGUCCAGAUGGGUGAGGUGGUUGAGGUGAAGUUGAGCCCGGUGCAGCCCUCCGGACCUCCAGUGGUGUCGGUUCCUCCGUUUCAGCUCCAUUCUCCGUCCAUGACUCGGUCGCCGCUGAUCGGUGGGGUCCCGAAAAGCCCAUUAACUUCACGGAUUCUGACUCCAUUGGCGAGCCCCAUGAAGAAGGCGAUUGCAAGCAUGCAAGGGUUCUUGGAAGAAGUUGGCCACCUCACCAAGCUUGACCCGCAAGAUGCAUGGCUUCCCAUCACUGAGUCGAGAGAUGGUAAUGCGUACUACUCGGCGUUUCACUCGCUGAGUUCCGGGAUUGGAGUCCAAGCCCUUGUGCUUCCCUUGGCUUUCACUACACUUGGCUGGAUCUGGGGAAUUCUUUGUCUGUCGCUGGCUUUUGGAUGGCAGCUCUAUACUCUAUGGUUGUUGAUCCAGUUGCACGAGUCGGCUUCCGGAACACGGUACAGCAGAUACCUCCGACUUUCCAUGGCUGCUUUUGGUGAAAAGCUGGGGAAGCUGCUGGCACUAUUUCCAACCAUGUAUCUAUCAGGAGGCACCUGCGUCACUCUCGUGAUUAUCGGUGGAGGGACCAUGAAAAUAUUUUUCCAAAUAGUCUGUGACUCCAACUGUAAUGUGAACCCGCUGACAACCAUAGAGUGGUACAUCGUCUUCACCUGCUCCGCCGUCAUCCUCGCUCAGCUUCCAAACUUGAACUCCAUCGCCGGCAUCUCACUCAUCGGUUCAAUCUCGGCCGUCACCUAUUGCACUGUGAUAUGGGUGGUGUCCGUUACCAAAGACAGGCCACAUGGCGUGUCUUAUGACCCAGUGAAGCCCACAUCGGAUGUGGCUAGGCUCUGCGGCAUCCUGAAUGCGCUUGGGAUAAUCGCAUUUGCCUUCAGAGGCCACAACCUUGUGCUCGAAAUACAGGGGACGAUGCCAUCAAGCGCAAAGCAUCCGUCACGGAAGCCAAUGUGGAGUGGCGUCAAGUUCGCUUAUUUAAUCAUAGCGAUGAGCUUGUUUCCACUUGCAGUAGGAGGCUAUUGGGCUUAUGGAAACUUGAUAAAAGAAGAUGGGAUGUUCGCGGCAUUGUACAACUACCAUGGACACGACACAUCAAGAAUUAUUCUGGGUUUAACAAGCCUGCUCAUCGUGAUCAACAGCCUGACCUCGUUCCAGAUAUAUGCAAUGCCAGCAUUCGACAACCUGGAGUUUAGGUAUAUUAGCAGCAGAAACCAACCGUGCCCAUGGUGGCUCCGCUCAGGGUUCCGGGCCUUCUUUGGAUGCCUUGUUUUCUUCAUAGCUGUGGCGCUUCCGUUCUUGCCAAGUUUGGCAGGACUGAUCGGAGGGGUUGCAUUACCAGUCACUUUCGCAUAUCCUUGUUUCAUGUGGAUACAGAUUAAACAACCCCAGAAAUAUAGUGUAAUCUGGUACCUUAAUUGGGGACUGGGAUGCAUGGGGAUGGUUUUAAGUGUCCUCUUGGUCACCGGAGCAGUAUGGAGCAUCGUGACCAUGGGCAUUGAAAUCCACUUCUUCAAGCCCAAGUAGUACAAGCAAAAAGACCAUGAAUCUCUGAUCUGAACCUGGGCUCCGGAUAUAUAUAUAUAUAUAUAUAUUUGAAGCAACUGACCAGUGUAUUCCUUGGCAAGGGCCAAAGCAUAGCCACGGAGGUGAAGGAGACAGCAGUAGCAAGAAAGGUUUGAUGUCUGAGACCAGCCUACGCAAAUUGGCUUAAUUGAAAUGUGUUUGUACAUCAACAUCUAAUAUUAAAAUGUUUGCUAAAUAAA